AGUGUUCUGCAUCUGUUCUCUUCCUCCAUCCCCAAAGCACUCCCAGGACAGAUACUUCAGGGCAUCCUGCCGUUGCUUAAUAUCUAUUACCUGGAAAGGAUUGAGGAAACUGCUGUGAAAAAAGGACUCUCAACCGAGCCAGUAUGGCACAAACUGUGGAAUGAUGUGAUGAAAAUCAGACCACCCAAGUCAGAGAACAUAGCAAGCUGGAGGAAGAAAUUCCUUGAAACUUUCUUCUCGAAUGUCCUGCAUGGAGUUUUGGAUGUUUCUUCAGAUCAGCGCCUGAGUGACCAGCGGUUUUCGCCCCUACUCCUCAGCUCCCGGCAUGUUACACAGCUCACCAUCUGCAAUAUGCUGCAGGGGGUAGCAGAGCUCACUGCUCAGCCCAACCAAAGAGUGCUAGAAAACCUGGCCGGCUCCCUGAGAACCUUGAAAUUCCGUCAUUUGCUGACCUCUGAUCUGUCCAUUAGACAGUCCCUGAGCUUGCUGCUCCAUCGUCUGAUCCACCAUGGAGCGGUCAGCCAGGUGUCCAUGUGUUCCUGGCCUGUUCCCGACAAAAUACUUUUAGUCCUCAUUCUGACCAUGAGUGCUGGGUUUUGGCACCCAGGUAGGACACUUGUGGACCAGGGCCGCCCUUGCAGUCUUUGCAGAGAGGAGUCUGGUACCCAAAGCCCGUUAACUCUAGAGGAUGAUGCCCUGUUCAGGUCAAACCAGCUGUGCUGCGGAUCCACCCAGCAGUCAGAGCCAGGCCAGCAAUCAGAGCCAGGCCAGGGGGGUGAUCGUGAGACCAGAAGCAAGACAGUCCAAUUUGUUUCACCCAAACUGCUUCUAGAAGCUGAUCCUGACUCUCACGCUUCUACCGAACUGUCCAGGAGCAGUAGUUGCACUGUUAAAACCCCAGUGCUCUGUGGCUCGAGGAGCCAUCCUUUGCAAAACCUCGCCUGCCCUGAUGUACGCUACAAAGUACCCCCCGGACAUUGCAACCUGAAAGACUCUUCUUCUUCCCUCACGGAAAGGUGUUCGGCUAGCCCCACUUUCCAAAAGCCCUAUAGACGGUUCAAGCCUCCAGUGGGGAGGAAGCGCCGCUGCCCCAGGAGAAGCCGCAGAGCUCACGCAGAUCCGGAAGACCUUUAUGAUUUUGUCUUCGCCGUUGCUAGGGAGGAGGAGGAAAUAGCAGAGUCCCUCUACGAAAGCGGUGCGCAGGAGGGGGAAACCAUUGAUGGCUGGGCCCCUUCUGCAGCAGACACUCCUAGCUUGGAGGGCAUUGGCUGCACAGGAGGAUCUGUUGGGAUCCUUCCUCUGAAACCGGCAUGCCGCUUCCGAAGUGUGUCUGCCCUGGAAUUGUUCUCCAUCCCGCUGACCGGGGACACCUGUCGGACUUUGGGUAACCUGUUGAGCUCUUGGGCAUCUCUAGAAAAGCUGGUUCUGUCUUACAAUGGCCUGGGCGCUAAUAUCUUCUGCAUCCUGUCUGGGCUCCGGGCCCUCUCUCACCGCAGUGAUGGCAGCCUCCAGGUGGUGCGCGUAAGCGACGUGUUUUCACACAUCGCCUCCGUGGAGCUUGUGUGGUCCAUCCUGAGUGCCUACCCUCGCCUUCACACGCUCUCCAUCAGCUUUGAUCUCAAAAACCAGCUGGAGGGGAACAGGCCGGAAGGGCAUUGGAGCUCCUUGGAGGCAGAAAUUCCAGAGAGCUGUCUGGAGCAGUUAGAGAUCCGAUUCCCCCGAGAAGCUCUGCAGACCAGUCUCCUUUUGCCUGUGCUGAAAGCCUCAAAAUCUCUCCAGCAGUUGUCCCUGGACAGCGCUACAGUUUCUUGCCCCCUGGAGUUUGGGCUGCUUCUGCAGACACUCAAAGAGUGUAACCCGGGCCUGAAGAGACUGAGCUUCCAUGAUGUGAACCUUGCCGACUACCAGAAGGAAGUUCUCCUCCUGCUCCAAGAUCCUGUCCUUCAAGAAAUUACAUUUUCCUUUUGUCGGCUGUUUGAAAACUGCACCCCUGAGUUUCUAUCUGACAUCAUCACAAUAGUGAAGAGCAAUUCAACUCUGAAGAGCCUCAAGCUGCCUGGGAACAGACUUGGGAAUCACAGGUUGGUGGCCUUGGCUGACAUUUUCUCUGCAGAUUCUUCCUCGGCCAUCUGCCAGCUGGAUGUCAGCUCAAAUUGCAUCAAGCCAGACGGGCUCCUGGAGUUUGCAAAGAAGCUGGAGAGCCACAUCCUGCAGAGGGGCGGGCAGAUCAAGUUCACCCACCUCCGCCUCUUUCAGAACUGGUUGGACCAAGAUGCUGCAACCGCUCAAGAGGCGCUUCGUCGUCUCAAAGCCGUGUGCAGCGUGGUGAGCAACACGUGGGACUCAUCGCAGGCCUUCGCUGACUACAUUAGUGUGAUGUAACGCGCACCCACGCUCUGCUGUACCAGCGUGACACUUAAAAUAAAGUCGUAUAGAACAGUG
Messenger RNA from Pelodiscus sinensis (Chinese soft-shelled turtle), 2442 nucleotides. The record is from RefSeq and is a predicted model, not a curated record. NCBI's taxonomy places the organism in Eukaryota, Metazoa, Chordata, Testudines, Trionychidae.